UCAUCAUCUCGCCGCUCACAGCUUUCAUAAUGGCUUUGCCGAAUCAGCAAACUGUUGAUUACCCUAGUUUCAAGCUUGUAAUUGUUGGCGAUGGUGGCACUGGAAAAACUACAUUCGUAAAGAGACAUUUGACUGGAGAAUUUGAGAAGAAAUACGAACCAACCAUUGGUGUGGAAGUACAUCCCCUGGAUUUCUUCACCAACUGUGGAAAGAUCCGAUUUUACUGCUGGGAUACAGCUGGUCAGGAGAAAUUUGGUGGUCUUCGAGAUGGAUAUUACAUCCAUGGUCAAUGUGCAAUCAUCAUGUUUGAUGUAACUGCAAGGUUGACGUACAAAAAUGUUCCAACAUGGCAUCGUGAUCUUUGCAGGGUCUGUGAGAACAUCCCGAUCGUUCUUUGUGGUAACAAGGUUGAUGUGAAGAACCGUCAAGUGAAGGCAAAGCAAGUGACUUUCCACAGAAAGAAGAACCUACAGUAUUAUGAAAUAUCUGCCAAGAGUAAUUACAAUUUUGAGAAGCCCUUCCUCUAUCUUGCUAGGAAACUUGCCGGGGAUGCUAAUUUGCAUUUUGUGGAGUCUCCUGCACUUGCUCCUCCAGAAGUGCAAAUUGACAUGGCUGCUCAACAACAGCAUGAGGCAGAGCUUCUUCAAGCAGCAAGCCAGCCUCUUCCAGAUGAUGAUGAUGAUACUUUUGAGUAAAAGAAUAUGUAUGGUGUCAUGGUUUCUUUGUGUUGGGAGGGAGAGAUUGAAAAAACUUGUAGGGUUUUGAUGAAUUUUAGCAUCUUAUUUGAUUGAGAACAUGAAAGGGGUUUUUUUUGCAUAUUGUGUUCAUUGUGGAUGUAGAGGUGAAGGAAGGAAUGUACGUGUGAUGGCAUUGCAUCUUCAUGAUUCAGCCUCUACUUUUGCAUUUUGCUUCCAAAAACCUAAUGGAAUCACUGUUUUUUUAACAAA
Molecule: messenger RNA, 947 nt
Organism: Cynara cardunculus var. scolymus (artichoke)
Lineage: Eukaryota; Viridiplantae; Streptophyta; Magnoliopsida; Asterales; Asteraceae
Product: GTP-binding nuclear protein Ran-3
Exons: 8
Coding region: 30-695 (221 amino acids)
Biological process (GO): protein import into nucleus; ribosomal subunit export from nucleus
Cellular component (GO): cytoplasm; nucleus
Molecular function (GO): GTP binding; GTPase activity
Source: RefSeq, a predicted model, not a curated record